AUGGGGAGGAGAUGGGGAGACAGCAUUAGGGAGAGGCUGGGUGUGUCGCGAGGCCUGGUGACGUACACUUUCCACAGCAACCAUCCUCGCCUGGUGAUUCCGGACCUCCUACGCAAGCAGGUUGCAGCCCACCUCCAUGCAGGCCACCAAGGUAUAGACUCGAUGCUCAGGAAAGCGCGACAGGCAGUAUACUGGCCUGGCAUUGAAGGGGACCUGAGGCACCAUCGCAACUGCUGUGACACGUGCAACAUACAACCCCCUGAGCCUCUCCUCUUCACUCCGCCCCCUGACUAUCCCUUCCAGCAGACUGUGGUGGAUUUGUUCCAGCUGGAGGGACACGACUACAUCGUCUAUGCAGACAGGCUCACGGGUUGGCUGGAGGUGUCUCAGCUGCCUGAUGGCACAGAAUCAGGCAGAAUUAAGGAUGUGGUGCGUCACCACUUCUCGAGAUGGGGUGCCCCAGAGCAGCUCUCCAUGGACGGAGAAGUGGGGGUAGGAGUUCGGGUGUCCUCGGCGCACUUCCCACAGUCAAACGGAAGGGCAGAGGUGGCCGUGAAGUCCGCCAAGAGGAUACUACCGGGAAACACUGGAGGUGAUGGCAGUCUAGACAACGAUAAGAUCUCUCUUGCCUUGCUCCAGUACCUUAACACACCUCUACGGGACAUCAAUAGGUCACCGGCUCAGCUGGCAACGGGCCGCCAGCUACGGGAUGGAUUACCAUCAGUGAAACGGAAGCUUGAGGUGGACAAUUUUGGGAGGAGGACGCUGCGGCAGCGGGAACGUCAGAUGGCGGACCACCACAACAGAGUGGUGGCUGACAGGAACGUCACACGCUCCCGCGCGCCUCUUGCGCCUGGUGACAGGGUUCUCCCAGGACCACCAGCACGGCAGGAGAUGGAACAGAGCAGGUAUCGUCAUAGAAGCAAGCAAGGGACCACAGGCAGCAUCUUGUCAGACUCGACGGUAGUGGCCGUAUCUCCCUCAGAACGCGGCAACUCAGAACGGCUGCAGUGA
Molecule: messenger RNA, 1014 nt
Organism: Scylla paramamosain (green mud crab)
Lineage: Eukaryota; Metazoa; Arthropoda; Malacostraca; Decapoda; Portunidae
Exons: 2
Coding region: 1-1014 (337 amino acids)
Molecular function (GO): nucleic acid binding
Source: RefSeq, a predicted model, not a curated record